ACCUGUGACAAAAACAUUUUCGUAAGAACAGAAGCAAAUUCAGAGGUGUCUUCAUCUACUGAAAAAAAAUUAUAAUGUCAGAACCGACACCAUACCAACAGACAAUUUGUGGUUGGUAUGGCAGAUGUAAGUUUCUGUAACAUGUUUAAGAAAUGAUAAACCUGCACUGCUAAUAUAAAUUUGAAUAGAAAAACCGGAACAGUAAACAAUUUGUGAUAACUGAGUUCAGUUGAGGGUUGAGCCAAAAAUAUGUUAUUAUUAUAUAUGUAUUUAAAUGGGAAGAUAAAAGCAUAUUACCUGGGGAGUGUGACCCAGUAAACACAAAGACGUCUUAAAGACGUCGUUUCUUGUCUCUAACUCGUUCGGACGUCUCUCAACCAGAAAAAGACGUCUUAAAGACGUCUUUAUAAGACGAGUCAAAUCUCAUUCAAAAGAAACGUCUUAAAGACGUCUUUAUUUGGUCUCCGUUAGACCAGUUAUAUCUCGUUCUAAAGAAACGUCUCAAAGACGUCUUUAUUUGGUCUCUGUAAGACCAGUAAAAUCUCGUUCGAAAGAAACGUCUCAAAGACGUCGUCAUUUGGUCUCUGUAAGACCAGUAAAAUCCCGUUGGAAUUAAACGUCUUAAAGACGUCUUUAUUUGGUCUCUGUAAGACAAGUAUAAUCUCGUUCGAAAUGAAUGUCAUCAUUUCUUUACGUUUUAAAGAUAAUUUCACAAGAAAUAAAUAACUACGUUAUUUCUUUGCCCAUUCGCAAUUAUUGGCGUAGAAAUAAACGUUUUUGAUAUUUCAGAAUUUUUUAUACAGAGGUAGCCAAAAAUUCGAAUUAAAUUUGUCCAAAAAAGGAUACAUUUUACAAUAAAAACAGCGUUCGAAAGACCGCAUAGAAUAAACUUGUAAAGAACAUCGUUCUAUUUCAACAAAUGUUGCAUUUGACGUUUACUUUUGAACAAAAAAGAAUAAUGUGCUCCAUAAAACAACAAGUAAAUAGUAAAGCAAAAAAGGCUGUAUUUAUCCGAGGUAUGAAUGGACAAUAAAGAAACUAUUUUGCUGAUUAAAAGUAAGUAUCUUAGAUAUUUUUUGUACUUUCUCGGGCAGAAACAUUUGCGAUCUUUGGUCUUCACGCGGAAGAUUAUGCUUACGAGUUAUUUCAGGCCAGUUUGAAAUCAAGGGGAGCUUUCAUCAAUACUUGGGAAAAUAAUACUUUAAAUGCUUGGUUUUAGCUUCACUAUACCUUCCCCUUCAAUUGCACGUCACACAUGUUCUAAAGUUUUAGACCUAUAAAGUUUGGUAUUGAAAAAAAAAACAGUAGCUACUUUAUAUAUUGGCGUAAUGACUGAAAUGCAUUUUAUUAAAGGGUUGUUUGGAAUAUAUCUUCAAAGAAUAAACACAUCAUCCAACGUGCACAAUAUGACAGAUAUAUUUUACAAGCAGAGCUCAGACCGAAGUGUUAGUGAUUGGCGAAAAUAAAUUGACGCUGUUGUUCAAGACAACCUUCAAAGAUACUAACUGUUAUUGUUCAUGGUCAACAAUUUUACUUUUGUAGUAUUACACUGUAUAUUUUGUGUUAUACAUGUGCGCUUUUUUAUAACCAAAACAGCUUCAAAUGCUUGAUUGUUGCUUAUCUGCUGCUCAUUGAACAUUCAUCUUUUAGAACAAGAAAAGUUUCCGAAAGUAUUUAAUGAAUUUGUUUUCGUUGUUGUUGCUUAUAUAAAAGCUUGUAUGUGAUAUUAUUUUAUUCUUAUUAAACUGUUUAUUUAUAUAAAUGAUAUAAAUAUCAAGUUUCUAUUAAAUACUUCAUCAUCGUUUUCUUAACUUUUUUUUUGUUUUGAUUUGUGACACCUCCAUCAGAAUUAAAAUUACUAAAAUCCUAACACCCAUAGGCUAAAAUUAUUUGAAGCAGGGCUGCCUUGGCAGUAUAACGUUUGAAAGAGACUAAAUAAGGACGUUUUUAAUACGUUUUGGUACCUACGGGAACGUCUCAAAAACGUCUUUAAAACGUCUUUAACACGUCGCAAAAAGACGUAUUUUUUACGUUUCUUAAAGACGUCUUUAGGCGUUACGCUUUUAGACGGGUCAAAGACGUCUUAGAGACGUCUCAUCUGGUCUUUCAAAGACGUUUUAAAGACGUGUUUAAGACGUCUCGUGUUUACUGGGGAUAAUAAUAACUAUACGUACUGGACAGCACAUCAUCCCUGUAUGCAUAGCUAGCUAUAACAUCCUACCUGUGAUAUCUAGCUAGGAUGAAAAUUUGGGUAACCUUUUUAGGAAAAUAAUUAACCUAAGUUAUAUGUGUUUUUUAAAAGUUUUAGUAAACUAGGUAAACAUAUUAGACCUUACAGUAUAAAAUGUAAGCUUUUUGAGGGAGUACAAAAAAAUUUGUUUGUAGGAUAACUAGCUAGCAAGUCAACAUUAAAGUUGCCAUAAAUAAACACUUAUUAUCAAUAAACAUCCUCUAUAUACUUUUAUCCACUACAAUUCUUCAAAUAUCCCAGCUGGAAAUUAUAAAAUAAACAUUUGUUAAUAACUAAGGUCAGAACAGGAUGUAAAAUCUUGGUGUCCCGAACUUUACCUCAACUAACCUCAUAUUUGUGCAAUAUUUUGAUUUUUCGCUGCCACGACUGAUCAUGAAAGAGCGAUAUUGAAAAAGGUUUAUUACCAGCAGCAAAUUUCCUGUUCUAUUCUUUUCAUGUCGUUUCGUUCUGCGAAAAAUAUUUUCUAAGUGGAGAAGAGACGAGAAAUGUGGUUUUUGUGCUCAAUUUAGAACUUAAUGUGAAAGUUUAUCCCUAAUCUUUAUUAUGCGUAUUAUCAAGUCUUCAAUCUACUACAUAACUUAAGCAAAAGAAAAUAACAAACUGGAGAUGUAUACCGUAAAAGUCUCAGGUUGUCAAUGAUAAGACUUGUGUCGUCUGCUAUGAAUCCCCUGACUUACAAAGGUUCAACUAUACUUGAAAAAUUAACUAUUUUGUAAUUUACCGCUAUUUUAUUGUCACAUACAUUGAAAUACGUCAUUAUGUUUCGUCUUUGUGAUUGAAAAUAUACAUCAACUACAAAUAGUAGAAGCAAUCACUACAGCAAUCAGUCAGCAGGUGUUCAUUUCCCUUCAUAUCCAUCACCUUUGUAACACUAAUGCGCAUGAUUGCAUGGGUUUAUUAGCCAAUUUACUUGAUAUCGAGAGAGAAAGCUCCAGUUACAAAAUAUUAUGAAUAACAGCAUGCAGUUCGAAAUAUAAACAUCAUUUGAAAUAUAACCUUCCAUUAAAGAAAAAUUUCCCAUUCAGAUUUAGUAAAGACAGACAAAAGUUAUUUCUAUGGUAAAAGUUGUCGCAGAAUAUGUUUCAAACAAGCCUUACUCUUUUUUUAGUGAUCUCAAGCGUUCUGUGUGAUAAUUAUGCAACAUUUCGAUUUGCCAAUCACUAUGCAGAUCACAUGGUGUUACAAAGGUCGCCACAGCGCGCAUUUUUGUGGGGAUACAGUGAUACUUAUACUACCAUAAGCGUUUCAGUAAAGCAUACGAAGACAAGCGAAAGACAAACUUAUCACACUAAAACAUUCAAAGAUUCACGUGGUUUUAUCGCAUGGGAAAUAGCGCUGGAACCUUAUAAAGCCGGAGGACCGUAUGAUAUCAUUUGUAAAUCAAACGUUGGGGGUGAAACAAUUCGUCUGCGUGAUAUUUUGUUUGGUGAUGUAUGGUUUUGCAGUGGUCAAAGUAACAUGGUAUUUCCUACGUCAAGUGUAAGACUAUAUUUUGUUUUUCAUCUGGUUAGAUUUUUUGCUAGAGUACGCACUGCACUUGUUUUUUCUAGAGAAGUAUGUAACAUUCUCAUGAUGUUUCUCAGUAAGAACUAUAACUUCAAUGUUUAAUUUGUCAUCUAUAAAUCGAUAAAUCCUUUAACUAUCUCUUUUUCGAUAGAAAAUAAAUAUCUAAGCAGUUAGAAAACCGCACUCCAUAUCUUCGAGUAAUCUCAGGAAGUGACGUAAUCAAAACAUGUUCCAUCUUUAGCUUCAAAUUCCACAUGCGUACAAAGACUUAAAGAAAAAGAAAACCACACCAACAAAAAACUUACUAUAAAAAAUUUCAUUAAGAGCUUUCUAUUUCACUUAUUAAUUUUUACAUUUAGUCUAUGAAAGCAGAGACCGAAUUGGAUCUUGCGCUUAGCUAUCCUCAUAUUCGAUUAUUCGAAGUAGAUGAAUAUUUCUCAAAUGUAACAAUACACGAGUUAAAAAUGAAGAGCAUUCCUCUUCGAUGGAACCUACCAACAUCGAGUGAGUACAUUUCUUCAUAAAAGUUCUAUAUAUCAGGAUAAGAAUGUUGAGACAAAGGCAGUUUCUUGUUAUUUUUCA
Messenger RNA from Hydractinia symbiolongicarpus, 4339 nucleotides. Its product is annotated as sialate O-acetylesterase-like. The transcript is spliced from 2 exons. Lineage: Eukaryota; Metazoa; Cnidaria; Hydrozoa; Anthoathecata; Hydractiniidae. Bases 3329 to 3859 code for a protein of 176 amino acids. The record is from RefSeq and is a predicted model, not a curated record. Gene Ontology annotation, molecular function: sialate O-acetylesterase activity. Gene Ontology annotation, biological process: carbohydrate metabolic process.